CGAACGGAGAUUCUGAAGCGGCUGACCCAGAACGUUCGGGAUAUAGGCGCACGCGAGGCGGUUACGAUACUUAUCUUUGCGACUGAUACUGAAUCUACCGCCCAAAACACCGCAGGUUCUACUAGAAAGUCUAUGAGGUCGAAGCGCGUCAGACCCAAGGCAAGGACUAUACACGAAGAAAAAGCCUUGAACAAAGAGACUUUAACGCGGAGGUGCGGUCUUAGAUUCAAGGAACUUGGCGUCGCAGGCACAGUGUACAUCAGUUGUAAAAUGAGAAGCCCAUGGCCUUGGGAGCGCAUGACUGACGAAGCUUUCAAAUUCAUGCGCUCCGUUGUUGAAAAGGAGCUAGCCAAGCUCGACCUCCCAGAGACCAAGGAUUCUCUCGGGCCGCUUACCUCUGCUUUCUGGGGCAUCGACACAGCCAGUCAAGAGAGUUUGAAUUCGAUGCCGAACCACUCUCUCACUCGCGUACGAGAGCCAAACAGUUCUCGGCGCCUAGAAGCUACCGGAGACAGUUUUGAUCUUAACCUCACAACCUCACCUGGCACUGUGAGCAGUUCCGCGAACUCAAGCCGUGCCAGUCCAUCUACUGAGCCAUUGACUGCACCUGACGUAGAAGAGAUCUUACAACCCGAUAUCUCUGCAGCUGUGUCAUCCUGCGCACUGCCUCAAGGUCUUCGAGGCGACACGGUCUGGCGGGACGAUACGGCUGUUGACGGAUUUCACAGCGUCAGCAGUUUCGAAACUAUCGCACUCAAUCCGGCAGAAGACGCGGUGAACCUGCCUGGCACCACCGAUGACCCUGAGUCUGCUUCCCUUGAGAGGUCGGGCAGCGGAAACAACGAUCACUCGCAAGUUAACGGCGACACGGACGUCGAUGGAAGUACUUCCUUGUUCCCUGAACACGCGUAUUGUUCUUCUAAUACAAGAGCUCCCCAGAGACAAUCCCGAUUGAAAAGGCUCAAUCCGCUCGAGCCUCAUUACCAUAGUGUGCAUAAUUUUAAUCAUCCAAUGCCAGGCAGUAUCCAUAGCGGUUUGAAGCGACUUCGAACGAAUGCAAACGGAACGUGCUCAGUAUCAAAAGAGAGCUUUACGAAUACAUAUAUUCUCCCGACCCAGCUUCUUCCGAUCUAUGAUCUAACAUACCAGCUCCAGCUUUCCAUUCAGAGGAAAGUUCCGGACACAGCGGAGUCAAUUUUGUUUGCUAUGAAGGGAGAUACCAGCGCUCUGAAGCGUUUAUUUGGCGAAGGGCUGGCGUCUCCAGUAGAAGUGAGCAGUUCUCGAGAGCUUUCUUUGUUAGGAGUAUUGGGCGCUCUACGCCGGAAGGUGGAACUAUCGUACUGUUCAGUUUCUAGUCAUGGAGUGCAAUGCGCCUGUUGAUGAUUGGUCCUUUGACCAUGCAUGGGAAUAUGCAUAUCGCAAUAGUUACG
Messenger RNA from Pseudovirgaria hyperparasitica, 1430 nucleotides. RefSeq lists its product as uncharacterized. Bases 133 to 1380 code for a protein of 415 amino acids. The record is from RefSeq and is a predicted model, not a curated record. Lineage: Eukaryota; Fungi; Ascomycota; Dothideomycetes; Acrospermales; Acrospermaceae. The transcript is spliced from 4 exons.